AGUAAUCCGGCGGGGAAAGGGGGGGGGGGGUUAUCAGGGUAUUCCUGGGGUAGGGGUAACUAAGUGGGUCUCCGCGAUGCCAUUCCCCGGGACUGAGCCCCUGGCGCUGCUUCCACUUGCCGCCAGUUGCUCCUUGUCCUGAAGCCAAGCCGGGAGAGGCUCCGAGUGCUUCCCCCCCCCCCCGCCUCCUCCGGGGGCAGGGUCACUGAGGGGGUAAGGGCCACAUUUCACAAGCACCGGCUCAGGGGAUGUGUGGGGCCGCAGAUAGUUCACAGCUGAAAUAACGCACCUCGUCUUUAGCUCUUCACCUCCAGGAGGUAAUUCCAAUCCAUGAUGGGAGCUUUUCUGGACCGUCCCAAGACGGAGAAACAGAAUGAUCACGGUGAAGGGAAUGGGAUUCGAUAUGGGCUGUGCAGCAUGCAGGGCUGGCGUGUGGAGAUGGAGGAUGCUCACUCAGCUGUGCCAGAGUUACAGGACCAGCUGAAAAACUGGUCCUUUUUUGCCAUCUACGAUGGGCAUGCAGGGUCAGGGGUCGCCAAAUAUUGCGCCAAGAACCUCCUCCAGCACAUAACCAACAACCAGGAGUUCAAGGGGAUGAUUGAUGGUAGCAGUGAUUCACAAGCAGCUGUCCAGAGUGUGAAACGUGCCAUUAGGACUGGAUUCCUGAACAUUGAUGAACAUAUGCGAAACGACUCAGAGCUGGGGAACAAUGACAUGGACCGCAGUGGCUCGACAGCAGUGGCUCUCCUGGUCUCGCCCACGCACAUCUACUUUAUAAACUGCGGAGACUCCCGUGGUGUGCUGCAGCGGGAUCAGUCUGUGCACUUCUCCACUGAGGAUCACAAGCCAUGUAACCCACGUGAGAAAGAGAGGAUCCAAAACGCAGGGGGCAGUGUUAUGAUUCAGCGAGUCAAUGGCUCACUUGCUGUGUCCCGGGCCCUCGGGGAUUACGACUACAAGUGUGUGCAUGGGAAAGGUCCCACGGAGCAGCUGGUCUCUCCAGAACCAGAGGUCAUGGUCAUCGAGCGAUCCCAAGAUGAUGAGUUUGUCAUCUUGGCUUGUGAUGGCAUUUGGGAUGUAAUGAGCAAUGAGGAACUGUGUGCCUUUGUCCGAUCCAGACUCGAGCUGACUGACGACCUGGAGCAGAUCUGCAACCUGGUGGCAGACACUUGCCUGUACAAGGGGAGUCGGGACAACAUAAGCAUCGAGCUGGUGUGCUUUGAGAAUGCACCAAGACCCUCGGAGGAAGCGAAACAAAGGGAAGCCGAGCUUGACAGAUACCUGGAGAAACGAGUGAAAGAGUUGGUGACCACGUCUGGCCCGGAUGCUCCUCUGGGGUUACUGGACGUAAUGCAUACUCUGCUCAUCGAGAACAUUCCCAACUUGCCACCUGGGGGAGGCCUCAUCAGCAAACGGAAUGUAAUUGAAUCAGUUUAUAAUCGGCUGGUCCCUCCAAGCACUGAUGAGGAUUUGCAGGAACCCGAUGCCACGUUGUAACUUGAGGUUCCAGAUGCGUUGGGUAUGACUGAGGAACAAAAUGCAGAAAACACUCACCCCUGGAUUCUUUGUUUGAUGAACACUUGCACAUUGCA
Rhincodon typus (whale shark) is the source of this 1592-nucleotide messenger RNA. RefSeq names its product protein phosphatase 1B-like. The record is from RefSeq and is a predicted model, not a curated record. Gene Ontology annotation, cellular component: nucleus; cytosol. The coding region runs from base 331 to 1497 and encodes 388 amino acids. Gene Ontology annotation, biological process: positive regulation of canonical NF-kappaB signal transduction; protein dephosphorylation; positive regulation of canonical Wnt signaling pathway. Lineage: Eukaryota; Metazoa; Chordata; Chondrichthyes; Orectolobiformes; Rhincodontidae. The transcript has 7 exons. Gene Ontology annotation, molecular function: protein serine/threonine phosphatase activity; manganese ion binding; magnesium ion binding.